Aplosporella prunicola CBS 121167 is the source of this 495-nucleotide messenger RNA. RefSeq lists its product as uncharacterized. The transcript has 5 exons. Gene Ontology annotation, biological process: proton transmembrane transport. Lineage: Eukaryota; Fungi; Ascomycota; Dothideomycetes; Botryosphaeriales; Aplosporellaceae. The record is from RefSeq and is a predicted model, not a curated record. Gene Ontology annotation, molecular function: proton-transporting ATPase activity, rotational mechanism. Gene Ontology annotation, cellular component: proton-transporting V-type ATPase, V0 domain. Bases 1 to 495 code for a protein of 164 amino acids.
AUGACCGAUCUCUGUCCCGUCUAUGCUCCUUUCUUCGGUGCGAUGGGCUGCACGUCAGCCAUCGUCUUCACCUGCUUCGGUGCCGCCUACGGUACCGCCAAGGCCGGUGUUGGUAUCUCCGCCAUGGGUGUUCUUAGGCCCGACCUGAUCGUCAAGAACAUUAUUCCCGUCAUUAUGGCUGGUAUCAUUGGUAUCUACGGUCUGGUCGUUUCCGUCCUGAUCUCCAACGGUCUGCAGCAGCAGUCUGCUCUGUUCACCAACUUCAUCCAGCUCGGCGCUGGUCUGUCGGUCGGUCUUGCCGGUCUUGCUGCCGGUUUCGCCAUUGGUAUUGUCGGUGAUGCUGGUGUCCGUGGUACCGCUCAGCAGCCCAGGCUGUUCGUCGGCAUGAUCCUGAUUCUCAUUUUCGCCGAAGUUUUGGGUCUGUACGGUCUGAUUGUCGCUCUGCUCAUGAACUCCCGCGCCGACCAGGGCGUUGUCUGCUCCUACGACUCCUAG